AUGUGGGGUGCUCAUAUUGAAAAACGAGGAUAUGAAGAAAUGAAAACCCGCCUUCAAAGGCUUGUGCAUCUUGCAUCUAACAAAAUUUUAGGGGGAAGAGUUAUUGAGGAUGUUGAGAAACUUGACCAUGCAUCAGCAUUGGCAAUUCUUGCUAUCUGUAUUUCCUUGAAUGUAUCACCACUUUCUCAAUUAUCAACUGAGUUG
Molecule: messenger RNA, 204 nt
Organism: Entrophospora candida
Lineage: Eukaryota; Fungi; Glomeromycota; Glomeromycetes; Entrophosporales; Entrophosporaceae
Source: the annotation of a GenBank genome assembly